Molecule: messenger RNA, 1503 nt
Organism: Fusarium keratoplasticum
Lineage: Eukaryota; Fungi; Ascomycota; Sordariomycetes; Hypocreales; Nectriaceae
Exons: 2
Coding region: 25-1503 (492 amino acids)
Molecular function (GO): oxidoreductase activity
Source: RefSeq, a predicted model, not a curated record
CGCAAACUCAAUUGCUCAUGCUCAAUGGAACAACCACAGAAGGUGUCGUCAAAGGGGCAUGACCUCGUUGCACAGAAGAGAGUCGCUGUUAUUGGCACGGGGCUCGCUGGACUGACCACGGCCUAUCUCUUGCGCAGUGAUGAACAAGAACGGUAUUCGGUGACGUUGUUUGAGCAGGCCGACCGCCUUUCUUUCGAUUCCGCAUCUGUCACCGUCAAGAAUGGAGAAACCGGAUUGACUGAGCGCAUCGACUUGCCCAUGCGCGCAAACGCUGGCGGCUACUACGAUCACUUACUGCGCAUGUAUCACCACCUUCAAAUCCCCCUGCACCCGACCCGCUUCCUUUUUGUCUUUGCAAAGGCAUUCCCAACGAACAGCGAUGGAACGAACCGACCCGACGAGAGCUAUUUCGUGCACGCCUCGAACUUGCACCAGAUGCCACCCCCGUGGCCUGGAAAUCGCAGUGUGCUGGCCCACAUCAUCGAGAUCCUGUACCUGAUUGUCUGUCAAUUCUGGUUCACGCUGGCGUGCUUCCUUGUUUCCCCGUUGGAGGGACACGCGACGGCAUCGGGAUACGGCGAGUCGCUGGCCGAUUACCUCGAGAGAAUACGACUGCCCCGACGAUACACAUCGCAUUACUUGCUCCCACUGCUGAGCGGAGUGUCGACCUGCUCUCACGACGAGCUCCUUGCCUUCCCUGCGAGCGACAUUGUCAAUUACAAGAAGCGCUCCCACGGGCAGCAUCACUACACGGUUUGUGGAGGUGUCUCGCAGGUGCAGGCCAGGUUGACAACUGGCGUGGAGGAUGUGAAUCUGAACAGUCGAGUGAUCGAAGCAGCGCCAGGUGCAGACGGGGAAUCGGUGAUCGUUCGCUGGCAAUCGACGGUCGACGGGUCAUCGCGCAUCGAGGAGCAGGUUUUCGAUCGUGUGGUCCUUGCCGUGUCGCCGGAUGUUGCUGGGGCAAUCUUCAAGCCGCUGCGACCGACACUCGAAAGACUCCCGACACGCCGCGUCGAGAGUUCCGUCCUGAAGCCCCAAACCGGAGCAAAUAUGUGCGUAGUCAAGGACAGCGACAAGAGUGUCAGCUCCUGCAUGCAUCACCUCGCCGACACGUCGCCAUCUGAGACCAUCACGCUGAGGACGCUAUUCCCCAAGUCAGAUAGCGCCCGGACCGAGGCCCUGCACACGAUGCCAAGCCGAGUCGUCGUCAGCACAUGCCCCUUGCAAGAAGACCAAGAAUUGAAAGCCACCACCCUCCGCCGAGCGAGAUUCACAAGGACGCUGCGGAGCACCGAGGGCCAGGCCCUGGUGCAGCAGCUCGUAGGGGAUUCGAGGUCCGCCAAGAAGGAUGAUGACACGGCGGCUGCUUGGGUCAACGGGCAGGACAACGUCUGGUUGGCGGGGGCCUGGUGCUGGGACGGCAUGGUUCUUCUUGAGGGAUGCGUCGUGUCAGCAAUGAGGAUCGCGUCAGAUUUUGGGGUCGCGAUUCCGUGGGAGGAAUAA